This is a messenger RNA of Epinephelus moara (kelp grouper), 5613 nucleotides long. RefSeq names its product StAR-related lipid transfer (START) domain containing 15 (gene stard15). Lineage: Eukaryota; Metazoa; Chordata; Actinopteri; Perciformes; Serranidae. The coding region runs from base 2128 to 2790 and encodes 220 amino acids. The record is from RefSeq and is a predicted model, not a curated record. Gene Ontology annotation, molecular function: lipid binding. The transcript has 6 exons.
GCUUACUGCUCUUCAUCAUCAUAAUCACGGAGUUACUCCUCUUCAUCAUCAUUACAUUAACUGUCACAGCCUCCUGUGAGGGUCUGACUGCUCCCAGAUCAGCUACUGUCACCAUGACAUCAGUCUGUCCGGGUUAAAUUACACUGUGUAAAUAAAGUCUGAAAGUCUGUGUGUCAACGAGCUGAGGCCAGCUGGUUUUUCAAAGUAAAAGUUUACAUUGUUAAGGUGUUUAACAACUGUAUUGAACUCCUGAUGAUUAUAAAACAGUGACUGAAGCUUGCAGGUGAAUUUAAUGGAAGGAAGUGAGUAGAGCGGCAAUGAUUGAUCUAUUCCUGAUGGCCAAAAAAAAUAAAUAGAUACAAAAAAAUAAAAACAAAAAUAAAAAAUAAAUUAAAAAACUAAAAGAAAAUAAAUAAAUAAAUAAAUAAAAUAUAGUAAAAUGAAAUACAAAUAAUAUAAAAAUGAAUAAAAAGCAAAGGAAAAAAAAUAGAAACUUCAAGGAAAAAUAUGAAAAAUAAAAUAUAAUAAAUAUAUCUUGGUUUUGGACUGUGGUUAAAUAAAACAAAUAUUUCUUCAGACUCUGGGAAUUGUCGGGUUUUUAAAAAAAAUACUAUGUUCUGACAUUUUAAAGACAAAACAGUUACUAGAUUAAUUGUGAAUGAUUGACAAUGACAAAAACUAUUAGUUGUGUAGCCUUAGAAAUAAGACACUUCCUACAAAACUCCAAAUCUCCAGCAAACAACCGGAAACUGAAAGACUAAUUAUAAUGAUACCAUCGGGUAUGAAUUUCAAAUUAAAAUAUUAGCUUUACAGGGAUAAAAUAAAUCCGGUAAAUCUACUUAUUAUUACAGUUUAGCACAUAUAAAAUCCUGCUGCACAAACAGGUUCAAAGAUAAAAUGAGUCGUCUUAAAAUCACAUCAUAAAACCAGGGUGUCUGCAGGUCCUUAAAAAAGUUUUCAAAUGUCUUAAAUUCAGUGUUACAACAAUAAAGACCUUAAGAGUCAUUAAAUAGCCUUAAAUUUGUAUUUGUUAGGUCUUAACUACUACAAACAUUUCAUCUUUUUUAAUUUGAUUAUCCAUUUUUUAAUGUCUGUUCUGAAAAUGAGUGAAGCCUUUCUGUGUAAAAAUCCACAUUUCUAAUGUUACAAAUCUUUAAAAAACUAAAACACUGUCAUUUUACUUCAUACUUGGCAAAAUGUAGACUGACUUAACUCACUCUAAUAACCACAUUCCUACAUAACACCUUAGCUGUGAUGCUUAAAUAACUAAAACAUGAUUUGUUCAAAAAUCUGUCCUAAAUCGGGUUAAAAUGUGUCUUGAACAGGUCGUAAAAAGCAUUAAAUUUAACUGUCUGAUACCUGCAGACACCCUGAAAAUGUUUUUCAAAACAUUCUCAACUCAAGGUCCACUUACUGUUUAUGUGCCAGAGCUUUCAGCAGCAUCUGGCAGUCAGUGGAUGAAGUUUGUGCAGUUGUCAUGGAGAUGACUUGGCUGAUGUCACAUAACCUCAGUUUGAAAAGUGUGAGAAUUAAGCCAAAGUUUUUGUUUGUCUAUCUUUUGUUUCCACAGAUAGGAGUGAAGUUCUCAGACUUUAGCAGAGGAACAUAACAGAGACAUUAAGAAUAAAAUAUGAUGAAUUCAAUAUUAAUGAGCUGUUAAACACCACAGACACACUGAGGGGAGAUCACACAUAAGACAUAAAAAAUAUUAAAAAUGAAUAAUGUGGAGAAACAGAUGGUUGAUAUGAGUGUCAGAGAGCAGUCAGGUCAGACGUGUCGACUUUAUUCUUCCUACUUCAGCUCUUCAGAGUGAACAGGCCGAGUCAGUUGGUUGAAUCAACAGUUCCCCCUUCAGUUAGUCAGAGUCAAUAUUUAGUGACACAGAUCUCUGUGUGAGAACUCGUCUGUGUGGUUAAACCAGUUUUAAUGUACUGAUGUACUGGAAACAAAAACAGCACAGUAACUGACCGUAGAGAGCAAACGAUCAGCGAGUCAAUCAGCGAUCACCAAACCCAUCAGUUAUCCAUCAGGUGACAGUCAGCCUCUGGGGACGGUCACGGCCAGUGUUUCAGGAGAUCCGGUUAAGCUGGCAGAUAUCCGGGACAAGAGUCCUUCUGUGAGCCGGACAUGUCGGCUAACCUCCUGCAACAGAUGAGGAUAGUGUGUAAGGACGUGACGCCAGAGACGCUGUACGAUGUCCUCCACGACACCAGCUACCGCAGGAAGUGGGACACCAACAUGAUCGACACGUACGACAUCGGCAGGCUGACCGCCAACGCGGACGUCGGAUAUUACUCCUGGAAAUGUCCGAGCCCUCUGAAGAACAGAGACUUUGUGACGAUGAGAUCUUGGCUUCCUCUCGGCAACGACUACCUGAUCAUCAACUACUCCGUCAAACACCCGCAACAUCCUCCUAAGAAGGACUACGUCCGAGCCGUGUCCCUGCUGACCGGAUACCUGAUCCAGUCCAGCGGAGCCAACUGCUCCACCCUCUACUACCUGACCCAGAUGGACCCCAGAGGUUCGUUACCAAAGUGGGUCGUGAACAGAGUUUCUCAGUUUGUGGCUCCAAAGGCGAUGAGGAAGAUCUACAAGGCGUCUCUGAAGUACCCAGAGUGGAAGAGGAAGCACAACCCGAACUUGAAGCCGUGGAUGUUUCCGGAGCAGAACUCGCUGCCGUGCAUCAACGUGUCGGAGCUGACGGUGCAGCGAGCCGACUCCCUGGAGAACAUCGACGAGAGCGGACUGAGCGAGGACAAGACGCACAACAGCGACGACGAUGAGACUUAAACAGACUGAAAACACGACGUCUCAUUUCCUGUUUGUGGGUUUGUUUGUUUGUCACAGUGAUGAGAGCCGGACGAGACUUCAGCGGGACUCAGACUGUUUUUAUCUGCACAUACGUUUGUUCUUCUGUCGUCACUCUGUUCUGUCACAUCAGCUCCAGAUCUGCUCCAGUGACGUCUGUAGAUGUUCAGUGUUUCACAGAUUUACCAGUUUAGACCAAUAAAGACACCUGGUUCAGGUGAGGCAAAGAUGGUGGUCAUGAUUCAAGUCUCUGCAUGUCCUCACAGGUGUUCACAGGGGACCUGCUCAGGUUAAAGGUGGGCGGAGUUAAAAUGUAAAUGAGUGAGGUCACUAAACUGCAUUUACUAAUAGCUGGAUUUUUUUCUGUAAAAUGGAAGUUGUUAAAUUAAAUUGGAAUAAGAAGAUGAGAAGACAGGAACAUAUAAUGUAACGGGGCUGCAAAUAAUGAUUUUUUUUAUUAUCAAUGAAUCUGCAGAUUAUUCAUUAAUUGGUCUAUUAAGUGUUAACAACUGUGAAAAAUGCAGUUUAAAAUUUCCCGUAGUCCACAGUGAGGCACAGGAUUAUCACAGGAUCGACUAAUCGUUGCAGCUCCGUAGAGGAGCAGUCAGUUAAGACAUUACAACUCACAACAUGUAGAAACAGGACUUUACAUAAGACUAAACACAGUUAUUAUACUGUAUAGUUUUUCAAUUAAGGUUGACCAUGUCAGACAAAAGGCCAGAAAUAUACUUGUUUUUUAACCACGUGUUUGCGUAAACAACCUGCUGUGUCGCAGUUGGGAGAAAUUUUCCUCGAUGGUUUUCUACCAGAAAGGGAUCUCUUGGUUAAGGUCGGGAAAAAAGUCAUGGUUUGGGUUAAAAUGAAUGGAUUUCUGUCAGACAGGGCUCUCUGGGAGAAAGCCUACAAGGGAAACUUCUGCCAUGUGCAGCUCUGUCUUCAACAGAAUAUUUAACAUACUUGUAAUGCAGGCUACGACGUGUGUUCCUGGAGAAUUCCACCAGAGGGAGCACCAGAGACUUUAAAUUUUACAGAAAAAUAAACAUGGCGACUCUUGAGGUUAAUUUAUUGUUAAUUUUGAGAUCCCGGCAAAAGUAAGCGACAGAGGCGCCAACGUAGCCUGAGUGUCAGACUGAAGCUCCCAGAACCUUCAGUCUGACAUCGCCUCCAUUGAAGGCGAUUUACAAGGGGGAGGGAAUUUGAUUUUUCCCUAACCAAUCAGUAGAGAUCAACGACUCACCCAGAAUCUGACGUCAUUAGUAUCCAUGCCUCGGGGGUGCCGAAAACAAGCGAGCAUUGCCCGUUUAAAAUGUCUCCGUCGUCGUGCACGCCCAGCUGCAUCGCCGUUAAAUCCAGUUUAGCAGCUUCCUUAAUUUGGUCCUCCAUUAACGCGAGUAGUGGCGAAAUACCUCGAUAGCAUCGUUAAUGUGGUCUGUAGGAUCUGUAGCGGUCGCCAUUGUUGCUAUCCUCACCAGUUACCCACCGGCGUACAGCUUGACAUCAGCGUGGCGCUGAUUGGCUAAUCGCUAGACCCGCCCACACCCCCAGCGUUCAUUGGUCCGUCCAUCAUUUGGGCGAGAUAAAUCGCAAAUUCAUAGCAGUAUGCCGGACCAGAGAUGCAAGCCUACUCAGUUGAGUGGGCGGGGUCUAUGGUCUGGAACCAGGCUAGCGCCAACGCAAAUAGUGUGUAAGGCCUUUAAAUCAAGCACGUCAUGACAACGGUGAGUAUGAGUGUGUCUCAAAUCGCUAGCUAGUGAAUGCUAACGUUAGCACUCGUAUCAUUGUUUGUGGUACCAAAUCAUUACUGACCCAACAAACAUUACUACAGCCUUUUUUUGACAACAGUUUUCGUACUUAGUGUAAAAUUCGUGUAGGCUAUAACUAACAGACUCCUUGUCGUCCCCAGCCGCCAUGUCAAGAGUCGAGAAGUUUGCUUCGUCACUCAAAAUAUUAAGUGUUUCGUAAAGACGUAUGAGAUCUGAGACACUGUAUGUUUCUCUCGUUCUGACAACACUGCCCCCUACUGUUCAUGUACAUACAGUAUCACAUUCAUUUCACUCACGUUUCUGCUGCUGACAUCUUGAUACCGAUGAUGGAAGACAGAUCUGGAGCUCUGACAGCUCCUCUUUAAAACCCUGUAACCCUCUAAUGUAUUCACGAGACAGAUUUAUGAUGUUGUGAAUUUCAGGUUAACCUCUCUAAGUAUUAUUCUAUGAUGGGUAUUCUUUAUAUUUUAGAGGUGAUAAUCUGACAGACACAGUACAGAAACAUAGAUAUGAUUAGAUUUUUAUUCUUUAAACAGUUUCAGUAAAUACUGUUGACUCUCGUCUAAACUUCCCGUGACCUCCUGAACUCUGAUCUUUUAUUAAAAGUUGAAAAUAUGAUUUGUUCUUGUUGAAUAUCAGAUUAAAACAAGUGUGAAUGUUUGUAAAAAUCCUCCAGGUCUGAGAUUUUAUAUCAGAAAAUCAGCCUCAUGUUUUAACCGUAGAGUUUAUUGAUUAUUGAUGAUUUAAUCAAGUAUAGAACUGUUCUGUGUGAGUCUGCAGCGCCCUCCAGUGGACAGAUGACUUCACUACAACCUGAACUUUAAUGAGAGAAAACAACCUAAACAAAUCUCCUCAGUUCCUCUACUUUAAAUUAAGAUUUAAAUUAAUGAUGAUAUAUUUUGCUUUAGUUUAUUAAACCAGCUUCAUGUUCAGAUCAGCUGAUUUGAAUCUGCAGCAGACAGAUUGGAGCAUCUCUUCUGCACAAACAGUAUUUGUCAAUCAGUUUCUGCUUUUAUCAAUAAAGUUGAUAUUUUCUGUCAAA